This is a messenger RNA of Vitis riparia (riverbank grape), 8011 nucleotides long. RefSeq names its product histone-lysine N-methyltransferase ATXR3. The record is from RefSeq and is a predicted model, not a curated record. NCBI's taxonomy places the organism in Eukaryota, Viridiplantae, Streptophyta, Magnoliopsida, Vitales, Vitaceae. Gene Ontology annotation, molecular function: protein binding. Bases 368 to 7573 code for a protein of 2401 amino acids. The transcript is spliced from 20 exons.
CUUUCGUGUUUCAGACCAAGAGAACACAUAGAGAGGGAGAGCAGAAAGAUAUAGCGCAGGGAAAGAAGCGAAGAGGAGAAGAGAAGAGACGGGAGAGAAAGAGGAGAGAGAGGGAGAUAAGAUUUUUCAGAGCUGUUGUUUUCUCGCCGUUUCUCGAUCUAUUUUCUCGAGAAAAUCCGUUUGUACGCUGUCCGAUUCGAAGCGUCCAAGGUUCGUUCCUGGAUCCGCCGUUCCGCCCCGCGGAUUUUCUUGGGUUUCUGGUUGGAGCGAAGAUUGAUCGAGUUGAAGGAAUUGCAGCAUGAGCAUCGAUAGCCCCGGGAAAGGGGAGAAUUAGGGUUUCGCAAAUUUGGGCUUUGGUUGGAUUUCCAUGGGCGAUGGAGGCGUCGCAUGCAUGCCUUUGCAGCAUAUUAUGGAAAGGCUUUCAAUUCCGGAGGCUUGUUGCGGGGGCAACAACGGCAAUGGGUUUAAUUCGAACUCGCUUAAAUUGGGAGAUUCAGAGCCAAAGAAGAUGAAGAAGGUUAAGAAAGUGAUAAAGAAAGUGGUAAGGAAAGAGGUAAAGAAAGUGCAAGUUGCGAAAGAGGGGGUGAAAAAAGAGGAGUUGGAGAAAGCUGAGUUUGGAAAGAGCACUGAGGAAAUUGAGAACGGAGAAAUUUGUAACGAUAAGAUAGUAAAAGAGGAAGUAGAAGAAGGUGAAUUGGGUACUUUGAAGUGGCCCAAAGGGGAAGUGGAGAAUGGGGAAUUCGAGCCAGAAAAACCUCGGAGAAGUGAUAGUGAGAAGGGAGAGAUUGUUGCUGAGAAAUCGAGGAAAGGGGAAGUAGAGAAGGGAGAAUUUGUUUCAGGAAAAUGGCGAAAGGGUGAUAUAGAGAAGGGGGAGUUAGUUCUUGAGAGAUUUAGAAAAGGAGACGGUGAGAAGGCUGAUUUUGGAUCAUGGAGAGGAUCAAAAGAUGAACUGGAGAAGGGAGAGUUUAUACCGGACAGAUGGCAGAGAGAUGUGGGGAGGGAUGGAUAUGGUUGCCCAAAAAUGCGGAGGCAUGAGCUGGCUAAAGACAAGGGUUGGAAAUUUGAAUAUGAUCAUGAACGCGAGAGGACACCUCCUUCUGGUAAGUAUUCUGGUGAUGAUGUUUCUCAGAGGAAAGAAUUUAGCAGAAGCGGGAGUCAGUUUGCAAAACGGUCCUCAAGGUGGGAAGCUGGCCAAGAAAGGAAUGUAAGGAUCAGUUCAAAAAUUGUAGAUGAUGAAGGUACGUAUAAAACUGAACAUAACAGUUCUAAGAACCAUGGAAGGGAAUUGGUGUCUAGGACUCGCAUGAAGCGGUAUGGUACUGAUUCAGAUGGCAGUGAGCGUAAACAUCAUGGUGAAUAUGGUGAUCAUAUGGGUUCUAAAAUACGUAAGCUUUCUGAUGACAGCAACCGCACUGUCCACUUGGAACACUAUUCACGCCGAUCAAUGGAGAGGUCUUAUAGAAAUUCUUCUUCAUCAAGAAUUUCUUCCUCUGACAGGUUUUCUUCCAGGCAUUAUGAAUCUUCUUUCUCAUCAAAGGUAGUCCAUGACAGGCAUGGACGUAGCCCUGUUCAUUCUGAGCGGUCCCCACGUGACCGGGCAAGAUAUCAUGAUCAUCGGGACCGGAGUCCGCCCUAUCGGAGUUCCCCCCGACGUGAUAGGUCCCCAUAUGAUAGGAGUCGCCACUAUGAUCAUAGAAACCGUAGCCCUGCUCCUACAGAGCGGUCGCCACAAGAUCGACCUCGAUAUCAUGAACGUAGGGAUCGGACCCCAACCUACCUGGAGCGGUCCCCACUUGAUCGCAGUAGGCCAAAUAAUUACAGGGAAGCAAGUUGCAAGGGUGGGGCAGGUGAAAAGCGGCAUGGGCAAUAUGGAAACAAAGUGCAAGAAGAGAAGCUCAACCAAAGGGAUGCUAGUGGCAGGGAUCCGCAUUUCUCAGCUAAGGAAUCUCAAGAUAGAAGCUCUCUGCAUACUGUUAAUGGUCAUGGAUCAGAUGAGAAAAGUGCCAACCAUCAGCCUCACAAGGAAGAGAAGCCUCAAAGUCCAUGUGUGAAUUUAGAAGAACCUCCACAGAUCACUGUUGCUCCUGAAGAGUUGGCUUCUAUGGAAGAAGAUAUGGAUAUAUGUGAUACACCACCACAUGUCCCAUUGGUGGCUGAUUCAACCACCGGGAAAUGGUUUUACCUUGAUCAUUUUGGUAUGGAACGGGGUCCUUCUAAAUUAUGUGACCUCAAGAAACUCGUGGAAGAAGGAGUUCUGGUUUCUGAUCACCUGAUCAAACAUGUAGAUAGUGACAGAUGGCUAACUAUUGAAAAUGCAGCUUCUCCGUUAGUGCCUGUGAAUUUCCCAUCCAUUGUUUCGGACACUGUAACUCAACUGGUGAGUCCUCCAGAGGCUCCUGGUAAUCUAUUGGCAGAGGCUGGAGAUGCCACAGAGUCCAGCAAACUGCUGGAUGAGGAAACACCUGCCACUUUGCUGCAAUCAAUGUCUUGCAACAAUGACAGUUCCACUGCAUCUGAGCCAUUAGAAGAUCUCCAGAUUGAUGAAAGGGUUAGAGCUUUGUUAAAGGGUUUUACCGUCAUUCCUGGCAGGGAGCUGGAGACUCUGGGGGAAGUUUUGCAGGUGUCGUUUGAGCAUGCACAGUGGGAGAAAUUGGGAGCUGAAGGCUUAUCCUGGCAUCGACCUCGCAUUGGGGAACAGUUUGAUCAAAGAACAGACGAAUUUUCCAGAUACCCAGAAAUCACAUCAAAAGAAGCUUCAGAUUCUAGGUCAAGCACAUCCUCUGACAAGGAUUAUGCCUUUGCCUUUGGUGAUUUUAGUGACUGGUUUUCUGCACGAUGGGCAUCCAAGGGUGGGGACUGGAAGAGAAAUGAUGAAUCUGCCCAAGAUAGAUUGUCGAGAAAGAAACUUGUAUUAAAUGAUGGUUACCCACUGUGCCAGAUGCCAAAAUCUGGGUAUGAGGACCCUCGGUGGCAUCGGAAAGAUGAGUUGUACUAUCCUUCACACGGUAGAAAGCUUGACCUCCCAAUUUGGGCUUUUUCCUGGCCAGAUGAGAGGAGUGAUUGCAAUAGUGCAAGCAGAGCAAGUCAAAUUAAGCCUGUUGUCAGGGGAGUGAAAGGAAGCAUGCUACCAGUAGUUAGGAUAAAUGCAUGCGUUUCUGAGCCCCCUGCUAAAGUGCGAGGGAAGGAUAGGUACUCUUCGAGGUCUGCUCGGGCUUACUCUUCAACAACUGAUGUCAAGAGAUCAUCUGCAGAAAGUGCUUCUCAUUCAAAAAGUGUUAGUGAAAAUGAUUCUCAGGGUUCUUGGAAGUGCAUCACAUCCAUUAACACUCCAAAAGACCGUCUUUGCACAGCGGAGGACUUACAAUUACAUUUGGGUGACUGGUAUUAUCUUGAUGGUGCUGGACAUGAGCAAGGGCCCUCAUCAUUUUCAGAGCUCCAGGCUUUAGUUGAUCAAGGUUCAAUCCAGAAGCAUAGCAGUGUUUUUAGGAAAAAUGAUAAAAUUUGGGUUCCAAUUACCUCUGCUGCAGAUGUUCCUGAUGCUGCUGUUAAAAUCCAACCACAGAAUAAUGUAACUUCUACUGAUUGUUCUGGACCUUCUCUUGCGCAGUCACUGGCUGGUGCAAUUGGUGGAAACAACACAAUUUCCAGAUCAUUGCACAGCUUACAUCCGCAAUUCAUUGGUUAUACCUGUGGGAAGCUGCAUGAAUUGGUUAUGAAAUCAUACAAGAGCCGUGAGUUUGCUGCUGCUAUAAAUGAGGUUUUGGAUCCAUGGAUCAAUUCAAAACAGCCAAAGAAAGAAAUGGCUAAUUCAGCUGUUAGUAACAGUUCUCUUCAUGAUUUGAACAAAUUCCGGACAUCAGGAAUAAGAGGUCGAUGGCUGGUUGAUGGAAGUGAAGAUGACUAUGAAAUGGAAGAAGAUGUACUACUAGUUCAAAAGGAUGAAUCCACAUUUGAAGAUUUGUGUAGUGAUGCUACUUUCUACCAAGAAGACAUUGCACUUGCUGAAAUGGGCUCAGAAAAUUGGGGUUUACUGGAUGGUAAUGUGCUGGCACGAGUCUUCCAUUUUCUGAGAACUGAUGUAAAAUCCCUUGCUUUUGCUGCUUUGACUUGUAAACAUUGGAGAGCUGCAGUAAGGUUCUACAAGGGUGUUUCCAGGCAGGUUGAUUUGUCAUCUGUUGGCUCUCUCUGCACUGACUCUACAAUUUGGAGCAUGAUAAAUGGUUACAACAAGGAAAGGAUAACCUCUAUGAUUCUAAUUGGUUGCACAAACAUAACACCAGGCAUGCUUGAAGACGUUCUUGGUUCUUUUCCUUCUUUAUCUUCUAUAGAUAUUAGAGGUUGCAGCCAGUUUUGGGAGUUGGCGGAUAAAUUUUCAAACCUAAACUGGAUCAAGAGCCGAAUCCGUGUAAUGAAGGUCUUUGAGGAGUCAUACUCUAAAAUAAAGGCUCUUAAACAGAUAACUGAAAGACCAUCUGUAUCUAAACCAUUAAAGGGUAUGGGUAGUCAUGUUGAUGAUUCCAGUGAACUGAAAGAGUAUUUUGAUAGUGUGGAUAGGAGAGAAUCAGCUAGCCAAUCAUUCCGUCGUAGCUAUUACAAACGUUCAAAACUGUUUGAUGCCAGAAGGUCCUCAUCAAUCCUGUCUAGAGAUGCCCGAAUGAGGCGUUGGUCCAUCAAGAACUCUGAAAAUGGAUAUAAGAGAAUGGAAGAAUUUCUUGCUUCGAGCCUGAGGGACAUCAUGAAGGAGAAUACCUUUGAUUUCUUUGUGCCCAAGGUUGCAGAAAUUGAAGACAGAAUGAAGAAUGGUUAUUAUGCUGGCCAUGGAUUGAGCUCUGUCAAAGAGGAUAUCAGUCGAAUGUGCAGGGAUGCGAUAAAAGCCAAAAAUCGGGGUGAUUCUGGAAACAUGAAUCGAAUUAUUACAUUAUUUAUCCGACUUGCCACAUGUUUGGAAGAGGGUUCUAAGUCCUCUAAUGGAAGAGAGGAGAUGGUGAGGAGGUGGAAAGAUGAGUCACCUUCAGGGUUAUGCUCUUCUGGGUCCAAGUAUAAGAAGAAGCUCAAUAAAAUAGUGACUGAAAGGAAACACAGGAGCAAUGGUGGUUCUGAUUAUGGAGAGUAUGCAUCUGAUCGAGAAAUCAGAAGACGUUUAUCCAAAUUGAAUAAAAAGUCUAUGGACUCAGGAAGUGACACAUCUGAUGACCUUGACAGAUCUUCAGAAGGUGGCAGUAAUGGUAGUGAAAGUACUGCUUCAGAUACAGAAAGUGACUUGGAUUUCCGUUCUGAAGGUGGUGUUGCAGAGUCAAGGGUAGAUGGAUACUUCACAGCUGAUGAGGGUUUAUAUUCUAUGACUGAUGACCGGGAAUGGGGUGCUCGCAUGACUAAAGUUAGCCUUGUGCCUCCUGUCACUAGAAAAUAUGAAGUCAUUGAUCAAUAUGUUAUUGUAGCAGAUGAGGAUGAAGUGCAAAGGAAGAUGAAGGUUUCUUUACCUGAGCACUACAAUGAGAAGCUCACUGCACAGAAAAAUGGCACUGAGGAGUCGGAUAUGGAGAUUCCUGAAGUCAAGGACUAUAAGCCUAGAAAACAGCUUGGAGAUGAGGUAAUAGAACAAGAAGUUUAUGGCAUAGAUCCUUAUACUCAUAAUCUUCUUCUUGACUCAAUGCCUGAGGAAUUGGAUUGGCCACUACUUGAGAAGCAUUUGUUUAUUGAAGAAGUGCUCCUUUGUACUCUAAAUAAGCAAGUUAGGCAUUUCACUGGCACUGGAAACACUCCUAUGAUGUACCAUUUGCAGCCUGUUGUUGAAGAUAUCCAAAAAACUGCUGAAGAAGAACUUGAUCUACGAACGUUGAAAAUGUGCCAGGGUAUUCUGAAGGCCAUGAAUAGUCGUCCUGAUGACAAUUAUGUUGCUUACAGAAAGGGCCUUGGUGUGGUUUGCAACAAAGAAGGCGGCUUUAGUCAGGAGGAUUUUGUUGUUGAGUUUUUGGGAGAGGUUUAUCCUGCUUGGAAAUGGUUUGAGAAGCAAGAUGGAAUUCGGUCAUUGCAGAAAAACAGUAAAGAUCCAGCUCCAGAAUUUUACAACAUUUAUCUUGAGAGGCCAAAGGGUGAUGCGGAUGGAUAUGAUUUAGUUGUUGUUGAUGCGAUGCACAAGGCUAACUAUGCAAGCCGAAUUUGUCACUCAUGCAGACCUAAUUGUGAAGCAAAAGUUACUGCUGUAGAAGGUCAGUACCAGAUUGGAAUCUACACUGUACGCCAAAUUCAAUAUGGUGAGGAGAUCACCUUUGAUUAUAACUCAGUCACAGAGAGUAAGGAAGAGUACGAGGCUUCUGUUUGUUUGUGUGGCAGCCAAGUUUGUCGAGGGAGCUAUUUGAAUCUAACAGGUGAAGGGGCAUUUCAAAAGGUACUGAAGGAGUGUCAUGGAAUUCUGGAUCGGUAUCAAUUGAUGUUUGAGGCUUGUGAAUUAAAUAUGGUAUCUGAAGAAGACUACAUAGACUUGGGAAGGGCUGGCUUGGGCAGUUGUUUGCUUGGUGGGUUGCCUGAUUGGCUAAUUGCUUAUGCAGCUCGCCUGGUGAGGUUUAUAAAUUUUGAAAGAACAAAGCUUCCGGAGGAGAUUUUAAGGCAUAGUUUGGAUGAAAAGAGGAAAUACUUUGCAGAUAUCAGUCUUGAGGUUGAAAAAAGUGAUGCUGAGCUUCAGGCUGAAGGUGUUUACAACCAAAGGCUUCAAAAUUUGGCUCUUACUCUGGAUAAGGUGAGGUAUGUCAUGAGAUGUGUUUUUGGUGACCCUAAGAAAGCUCCACCUCCUUUGGAGAGGCUCAGUGCUGAAGAAGUAGUUUCCUUCCUUUGGAAUGGAGAGGGAUCACUAGUUGAGGAACUUCUUCAGUGCAUGGCUCCUCAUAUGGAAGAUGGUAUGUUGAGUGAGCUCAAGCCCAAGAUUCGUGCACAUGAUCCAUCUGGCUCUGAUGACAUUCACAAAGAACUUCAGAAAUCUCUGCUGUGGUUGAGGGAUGAAGUUCGAAACCUUCCAUGUAACUACAAGUGUCGGCAUGAUGCAGCUGCUGACUUGAUCCACAUUUACGCUUAUACCAAGUGCUUCUUUAGAGUACGGGAAUACAAAUCUGUAACUUCUCCACCAGUUUAUAUUAGCCCUCUUGAUCUUGGCCCCAAGUACAGUGAUAAACUAGGGUCAGGUAUCCAGGAGUAUUGCAAAACAUAUGGUGAGAACUAUUGUUUAGGACAGCUGAUUUAUUGGCAUAACCAGACUAAUGCUGAUCCAGAUUGUAACCUAGCCCGAGCGAGUAGGGGUUGUUUGUCAUUACCUGACAUUGGUUCGUUCUAUGCCAAGGUUCAGAAGCCAUCACGACAGCGUGUUUAUGGCCCAAGAACUCUCAGAUUUAUGCUGGCAAGGAUGGAAAAACAGCCUCAGAGGCAGUGGCCCAAGGAUCGGAUAUGGUCAUUCGAGAGUUGUCCAAAAAUUUUUGGCAGUCCGAUGCUGGAUGCCGUGUUGCAUAAUUCUCCAUUGGACAGAGAGAUGCUGCAUUGGCUGAAGAAUAGACCCGCCACAUUCCAGGCCAUGUGGGAUAGAUGAACGAACCAUUGUAGGUGUUGAUGAGAAAGCGACAAUGGGAUUCUUAACCAGUCCUUGGUUUAUGAUUUGGAAUGACUUGUCAUGGCUUCAAGGCUGCCACACAUUUGGCCCAAGAAGAGAGAGAAACAGAGCUUGCCAUCUCUCGCUCGGUGAUACGGACGAACUUUUUGCAGGGGGCUUGGGUAAAGAAGCAAUAUUUUGGAAUGAUCCCUCGGGUAUUAUUAGUUCACAGCUGCCCCUUUUAACGUGGGAGUUGGUAGUCAUUUCCAAGAAUAGUCCAUAGGGUUCCUUGCGCUGCUUUAUCCUCAAUUCUUGUGUACAGUUUUUGCUUAUUCAUCUUUGUAAUUUGUAUUCAUUAUUAUUAGGGCAUUUUUCUGGUUCUUUAAUUUAAGUAGAAAAAAAGGAAAGAUGAAAGCAAAGAAAAAGGUAUUUGAUGUC